AUGUGGAAGCAGCAGACGCUUGACGGUCUUCCUCUUCAAAAGAGUCCCAUGUCGGCGCACAGGAUGAUGUUCAUCGGACUCCUGCUUCAAGUCUUCUGCCACGGUAGCGCACCGGUAUCGGCCUCCUUGGACUGUCUGCUGGCAGAGCAGGGCUGCAUCCAGCAGCAGUCCUGCAAGGUCCUCUACCACCUCUUGGAGUACUGCUCGGCCGAAGAGGCGAUUUCGCCGCUCGGCCCCGACGCCCGCAACGAGUGCCUGGAGGCUCAGAACACUUUGCAGCGCCAUCGCCCACUUCAAGUGUGCAAAUGCCAGCGCGGAUCUCGUAGGGAGGAACACUGCCUCAGGGUCUACUGGACUGUCAGGUUUGGAGCAUACGAAGAGUAUGAAGUGUCCCCAUAUGAAGAACUCGAGUUCAGCCUGGUGAGAAACAUCGAGAUGUCGCAAAUGGCCUCCAUGGCAGCUUCCUCCAUGUCUGUGGACGGUCACAAUCAGUGUCUCAAAGCCGCCCAGGACUGCGGCUUGUUUGAAAAAUGCGGCUCCCUGCGCUCCGAGUACGUCGUGGCGUGCACCAAGCGAGCAGCGGCCUCCGACAACAGUUGCAACCGUCAGAAAUGCCACCGAGCCCUGCGGCGCUUCUUGGAGCGUGUGCCGGAAGAGUACAGCUUCGCUCUGCUCUUCUGCCCUUGCUCCGACACCCUAUGUGGGGAGCGCCGCAGGAAAACCAUCGUCCCGUCUUGUUCCUACGAGGAGAACGCUAAGGGGGAGGAACGAGCGGGGAAGCCCAACUGCCUCAGCCUGCAGAACUACUGCUCGAGGGAUGAGCUGUGUAGAUCCCGGUUUGCUGACUUCCAACAUAACUGUCAGCCAGCUCCAAUGUCUGUUUCUGGCUGCAUGCGAGAAAGCAGAGCUAUGUGCCUCAAGGCCUACGCUGGACUCAUAGGCACCAUCAUGACUCCCAACUACGUGAGCAACAGCAGUACGGAAGUGUCCCAGUGGUGCACGUGUGAUGGCAGCGGCAACGAAUGGCAGGGCUGUCAGCGCAUCCUGCACAUGUUCAAAAACAACAUUUGUCUGCGUGCUGCUAUCAGCUCCAUGGGAGUUUCCGUGACGCCCCCUGCUGAGACCAGCCCCAUUCCAGCUCCCGAGCCUUCCCCGAGGGCCCGCGAGGAGAAGGUUCACGCCGUCAACUCUCUCCCGGAAUUUACCACCAUCGAGACAAGUGAGGAAGUGGAGCAAGAGGAGGUCAAGAAUGAGGAAUUUAACAUCAUCCCGCCAUAUUCUGAGAAAGACUCCGACACCGAGUCAAGGGCCACCGAGAGGCAGCGAGGAGCAGCCAGCUCAGUGGCGCCGGUUUUUCCGCUCUUGCUGCUGUCUCUACUCAUCCUGGACUGGGAGCCUGGCAGCCACUAAAUCGUUCACCUUCUGCUCGUUUCUCUGUCAUUGCCGCAUUCAAACCCAUGCCAACUCCCCGGGGAGAAGUUGCCAGAAAGAACUGCGGAGGCUUUCAUUGAAAAAGGAAAACUUCUCUCCUUCUUAAGAGUGAAAAGAUAUUCCGUCGUGCAGCAGUAUCUUGUGUCUUAGCUCCAGAGCAGAUAGCGCAUGGCUGAACGAAGAAGUGCCGUCUGGGCAAAACACUCCACCCGGAAGCCUGCUCCGCACUCCAAAAAAAAAAAAAAAAAAAAAAGUACAUCCCCUCUUUUAACAAGAAGCACAUAGCCAAAGGCCACACUCACCCCCCCAGCCCCUCCUGUACGUGCUCUCCAAGACAAAACCGCAAGAAGCGGCGUGCUCUAGUGCUUCCGAGACGGAGCGCGUCUUCUGAUUUCUUUUUCAUGACUCACCACGCAUUUGUUACUCGCUCGCCCCGUCGGCUCUUCCUCUGCCCGCAUCACACGAGGCUCUCAUUGAGUUAGAUCACUUUACCGGUUCGUCGGAACGCCGCCGAAAGCCAAACGCGGUACUGACUGAAAACAAAUUGCUGGCCACUCGACUGGUACUAAAAAGGAACUUUGCUUUUGCGCUGCUAUUUGAUUUAACGUCAUCGUUUUGUUUUUUUGGGAGGAAUCCAAGCAGCAUCAUAUGGCAUUUUGAAAACUUCCAUUCCAGCCGGCUUGACCUUGAAGACAUGAAAUUAAUUGCCCCUUGAACAAUCUUUAAAAAAAAAAAAAAUCUGUUCCAGUCAUCAUUUUCACUAUCAUAAAACAUUCUGCGCAUGCACAAGCGUCAAUCUGAUGAUCUCUAAUACUGCCACGGGUAAACAAAAACAAGUCAUAAAUUGUUCAACAGCUCCGUCGUACUACCCUCGCGUUCUUCAGAACCCAACAUCGAGGGACUGCGACUUACUUGACUUUGACAACUGUUCCAAGACGCGGGCGGAAUGGUCGCAAUGAUGAUGACACAUCCAGGUUAGACCAUAUGACCAGUUUGCGCAUAUUCCACUUUAAAGUAUCUCUUUGUACUUUAAAAGGCUCCGCUUUUGUAUCGUUGACAGUUGACUUUGGCGUCCUGGGAACACGCGUCUAACCUUUUAAGGCCCCGGAAAAGUUACCUCCGAGUCCAAUAAUUAGCCCUACGGGGGUACGUUAGAGUAGAUGAAGGGUCAUAAAUGGACUUUUAUUCCUGAAAAACAACAACGCAUUAAGGGCCGCUGCCCGUGAGUGGAGGAAAAUGAAAUGGUGGUGACAAAAAAGCAAGGGAGAGCGUCGUCGAGUCGGUCGCCUGCGUUGGCUUCAUGCGCGAGCGAUGUUCCGUCUUUACAACCGUUGGCUCAUCUCACAGCGAGCCCCUCCAGUCACUUAGAAUUAUUCCGAGUGGGAUGAGUAAUGAGAGGGGGCAACGGCAAUGAGAUAAACCUCCACGGUAGAAAUGGAGGGAGGGGGGGGGCGGGGGGGGGGGGGGGGGGGGGACUGAGAGCAAUUAUGGGACUAUUUUCGAAGAAUUCAACACGUAGCAAAAAAAAAAAGGGGAGGACGGCUUAGGGGAGGAAAUAGGCAAUUUACAGCUGUCAUAGCCUCUCACCUUUUUUUUUUUUUUUAUCCUGAGGAGAUGUGUUUUAGUGGCACUUUGCUGUCAUGUCAGGCAGAUGUUGCGAGAUGAAGAUAUGGAGAUGGGAAGGGACACGGGAGGCUAGAAAGGCUGCAAAGGCUGCCGGCUGCUCUGCUCAUUGAGCAGCCACAUCGAGCCAUUCUUUCUCUGGCUGGAAUAACUUUUGCUGAUGAUUUUUUUUUUCUUCCCCAUGGCUCAUUUUCUUGGGAAAUUACACUGUUGCGAGGUUGUAGGUAAAGACAAGCAUAUGGGAUGCUCUCACCAUUAUUUUGAAGCAAACUUAUCGACGAAUUUGCAGCAAAUAAGAGCGAUAAUUGGCUUCGGGUGGGAAGACGUACACGCACGAUUACAAAGCAUUAAGCGUUGUUAUUUUCAUCCGAAUGGCGAGUUUUCAUUGAGCACUUCGACGGACUGGACCUUUUCCAAAGAUGUAGCAUAAAAACCGGUACAUUAAAAAAAAAAACAACAAAAACGUUUGCUUGCUGUCAAAAUCACGGGAGGAGCACAGCUAUACAUUCUCAUUUCCUGUAAAUACGAUUGUACGUAAUCGCUUGAGGAGGCCGCAUGGCCCAACACUUAAUUAACUUGCUCCCAUUGGGAGAGUUAAUGAAGGGUUACGUUGGCGCAGGCCAUUCUUCUCUUUGAUCAUCCUUUUGUUCAAAUUGACAGUUCGGGAGCUAACAGAGAAAAAAAAUAAUAAUAACAACAGAUGAAAUAGUAGCAUUGCAAAUUGGUCUAAAAUAUGUAACAUGGACACAUGAAGGAUUUAAAAAGUAUGCUUGGAAGAAAAAAAAAAGAAGCACUUGCCAUUUGAGUGUUGUAGCAAUUCUGCUGCUAAUUUGCCAUUUUGUGGCGCUGGCCUUAAUGACUGAACUUGCGUUUUUAUGUGUCUUUGCGUUUCAAAAUGUGUGUUUAUAUUUGUAAACUAUGGGAAAAAAAUCAUUUUACCAUACAGUAGCUUGCAUUUUUGGUGUAUUCAUGACUUCAAUUGCAUAAUCAUCCACACAUUCUUUUGAUUUGGAUCUUUAUGAUCCUUCUCCCAAAAUGAUGUACAGAAAAUAUGUUUCAUGUGUUUAAAAACAUUUACAUAUCAAUCGCGACGAGGAAAAAAUAAAUAAAACGUGACUAUGAUGUGUAAAUGAAAACAAAGCAAGUGUAAUUUUUGUGACAAAACAGAACUGUGUGCCAGUUUGUUAAAAGACGAAUAAAAGCUACAUUGGCAGCUUCUGGGUCCAAUAGGACAUGAUUGGAUGGAAAUGAAAA
Molecule: messenger RNA, 4308 nt
Organism: Hippocampus zosterae (dwarf seahorse)
Lineage: Eukaryota; Metazoa; Chordata; Actinopteri; Syngnathiformes; Syngnathidae
Gene: gfra3
Product: GDNF family receptor alpha 3
Biological process (GO): nervous system development
Cellular component (GO): external side of plasma membrane; signaling receptor complex
Molecular function (GO): signaling receptor activity
Source: RefSeq, a predicted model, not a curated record